This is a messenger RNA of Aaosphaeria arxii CBS 175.79, 396 nucleotides long. RefSeq names its product ankyrin. Gene Ontology annotation, molecular function: protein binding. Gene Ontology annotation, cellular component: cytoplasm; nucleus. The transcript has a single exon. The record is from RefSeq and is a predicted model, not a curated record. The annotation marks the transcript as partial. NCBI's taxonomy places the organism in Eukaryota, Fungi, Ascomycota, Dothideomycetes, Pleosporales.
AUGGCGGCUUCGAAAGGCCAUGUAGAGAUUGCACGCACACUUCUAGGGUGCGGGGCUUCUGUCAAUGUAGUAGACGGCCAGCGGAGAACUCCCUUGCACUAUGCAGCUGAAAAAGGCAGGACCUACAUGGCCAGGACCUUACUUGAUCGCGAGGCCAGUGUUGAUGCACCCGAUGUUGACAGGGAAACUCCACUUCAUAAAGCUGCUCGAUCUGGCAAGGCUGGCAUAGCAAAAUUGCUCCUUGCUCGUGGAGCCAACACAAGCGCUCGCUCCCGUACUAUGGAAACACCACUUCACCUUUCGGUCUGCGCUGUUGAGGUAAUGGAGAUUUUACUUCAGGCUGGCGCAGGGCCUAAUGUAACUGAUAUCUUCAGCCAAACACCUCUCCACCACGCC